Messenger RNA from Paramecium pentaurelia, 974 nucleotides. The record is from the annotation of a GenBank genome assembly. Lineage: Eukaryota; Ciliophora; Oligohymenophorea; Peniculida; Parameciidae.
UCAUGCCUUAAAAGAUAGAAAAUCGAUUACCAAUAUGCUCUAAAUUAAAACCAAAAUUAUAAGAUUAUCACCAUCCUUAGGAUCAUCAACAAGAGCUGGAACUGAAAGAAAUUCUUUUAGACAUAGGAGAUUAAAGACUCCAAUCGAUGAUGGAAUAUAGUUAAUAAAAACUAGUAAAUCGUAAUAAGUAUGUAAAGAUAAUUGAGGAGGUAUCUCCAUUAAAAGAUGUUUGUCCUUGGAACACUUAGACACCAUUACAGAAAUUCAUGAAAAUUGAUAAGGCCACAGAUAAAGAAAAAAAAGUUUUACAGUAAUUUAUAUGCAAUAAAUGGCUAAAAGAAGUGAUAUUAAAAAAAAGCAUUCAUGUAGCUAUUCCUAAAGAAUCUGAAGAAGAGAAGAGAAUUAGAUUAUAAGAAUUUGAAACAUCAGAACAUCAUCGAUAAUUAAGAAUAUAGCAAUCUUUAACUCCAUGCAUGAGUAAAAUGGAGAAGGUUUUUUGCAAAAUAAAAAUCUUUUGUAAAUUAGCAAGUUAGCGAGGAAUACCUUUAAGUGAUUAAAUCAGAAUUAAUAACGAUUAUCGUCGACUUGUGUUUUUUGUACAUUUUCGAAAUGAAGAUUACAAGAUAUGUGAUUAAAUGAUCAAUUCAGAUCCUCAAAUAAAAAAUGCAAUUGAUAUGGUAUAAGUUACCUCAAUUUAAAGUAAGGUGAUAGACCUUUACAUAUUGCAGUUAGAAGAAAUAAUUUGAGAUAAUUAACAUAUAUAUUAAGUAAGUAGCCUGAUUUAGAAGCAAUCAAUUUUUAUGAAUAGACGGCGCUCAAUUUAGCGAUAUUAUUAAAGCAUUUUGAAAUCUAAAAAGUAUUUUUAUGAGAUAAAAAGAUUCUUUUAGUUUAUGGAUGUAGUCCUUGGAAGAUAUUCAAACCAAAUAAAUUAGUAAGGACAGCUAUUCUUUAUAGGAUGAGAAUGAUAUGUGAGC